This is a messenger RNA of Sorghum bicolor (sorghum), 1406 nucleotides long. RefSeq names its product bifunctional nitrilase/nitrile hydratase NIT4. The coding region runs from base 188 to 1216 and encodes 342 amino acids. Lineage: Eukaryota; Viridiplantae; Streptophyta; Magnoliopsida; Poales; Poaceae. Gene Ontology annotation, molecular function: nitrilase activity; nitrile hydratase activity. Gene Ontology annotation, biological process: detoxification of nitrogen compound. The record is from RefSeq and is a predicted model, not a curated record. The transcript is spliced from 4 exons.
CACCUCGAUUUUGAUCCGUGCUGAGCAGGGAGUACAGAUGAUGCAGGAGAUUGCUUAAGAAAAAGUCUACGGCCCCGCACGCAUACCAGCCUUGUCACACUCGACACUCCUUGGUUCUCAUCUCAUCACCAAGCCUCCUCCGAUCCUCUCUCGGCUCUUUGGCCACUGUCGGCGCGCAGGUCAGGUGAUGGAGGAGGGGUUCGUGGAGGUGGACAUGAACGCCGGCGACGAGCCGGCUGCUUUCCCCACCGUGAGAGCCACCGUCGUGCAGGCCUCCAGCGUCUUCUUCGACACCCCUGCCACGAUUGAGAAAGCGAAGAAACUCAUAGCCGACGCCGCCGAGCAGGGCGCGCAGCUGGUGGUGUUCCCGGAAGUCUUCGUCGGCGGGUUCCCCCGUGGCAGCGACUUCGGAGUCACCAUCGGCGGCCCCCCGCAGGCGAAGGGGCGAAAGGGGAAGGACCUCUUCUGCAAGUACUACGCCUCCGCCAUCGACGUCCCCGGUCCCGAGACGAACCGUCUGGCCUCGUUCGCCGCCGAGUACAAUGUGUACCUGGUGAUGGGCGCGGUGGAGCGGCACGGGCACGGGCGCACGCUGUACAACACGGUGCUCUUCUUCAGCCCGGCGGGGGAGCUGCUGGGGCGGCACCGGAAGCUGGUGCCCACGGCGCUGGAGCGCGUCCUCUGGGGUUGCGGGGACGGCUCCACGCUCUCGCUCUACGACACCCCGAUCGGCCGCGUCGGCGCGCUCGUGUGCUGGGAGAGCAAGAUGCCGCUGGCCCGGGCCGCGCUCUACGGCAAAGGUCUGGAGAUCUACUGCGUGCCCACCGCCGACGACUCCGACCUGUGGCAGGCGUCCGUGAGGCACGUCGCGCACGAGGGCGGGUGCUUCCUCCUGUCCGCCAACCAGUUCUGCCGCAGGAAGGACUACCCGCCCCCGCCCGAGUACGCCUUCACCGGGUUCGACGAGGAGCCCAAGCCGGACGACGUCCUCUGCCGCGGGGGCAGCGUCAUCGUCUCGCCGUCCGGCGCCGUCCUCGCAGGACCAAAGUACGACGGCGAGGGACUCCUCACGGCCGAUCUAGAUUUCAGUGAAAUCGUUCGGGCCAAGUUCGACUUCGACGUCGUGGGGCAUUCCUCGCGCCCGGAGGUGUUGACGUUGGUCGUCAAGGACCAGCCGCAGGUCCCUGUGGUCUACACUUCCGCUUCUCCAAAUUAAAGGCGCGCUGCAUCGUCUGUAUAACUAGCAAACAGUAUGACAUCAUGUUGUAUGGUCAUAUAGAUCGAGCUAGUUAUCAUGUUCAUGAUUCAACCUUAUUUUUGAAAUCCUAAUGCUCAUAAUAAAUAUACUAGUCGCAAUAAAAUAUAAUCCUAUAUUAAGAAUUGGCUGAAGAUUGACUUGACUUAAA